GCGCGGCGCCGUCCCCGCCGGGCCGCCAUGUUGUCGGAGUGAAAGGCAGGGGGAGAGGCAGGCGGCGAGCGGCCUGGGGGGGGCCGAGAUCCGUCUUCAUCCUACCGCUCCGCCCGUGUUGGUGGAAUGAGCGUUGCGUGUGUGUUGAAGAGAAAAGCAGUACUCUGGCAGGACUCCUUCAGCCCCCACCUGAAACAGCACACUCAAGAUACAGCUAAUCCCACCAUGCCUGUUGUACUGACAUCUGGAACAGGGUCCCAGGCUCAGCCCCAGCCAGCUGCAAACCAAACCCUUGCAGCAGGGACACACUCCAGUCCUGUCCCUGGAUCCAUAGGAGUUGCAGGCCGCUCCCAGGACGACGCUAUGGUGGAUUACUUCUUCCAGAGGCAGCAUGGUGAGCAGCUUGGGGGAGGAGGAAGUGGUGGAGGCGGCUAUAAUAACAGCAAACAUCGCUGGCCUACUGGGGAUAACAUUCAUGCAGAACAUCAGGUGCGUUCCAUGGAUGAACUGAAUCAUGAUUUUCAAGCACUUGCUCUGGAAGGACGGGCUAUGGGAGAGCAGCUGUUGCCGGGUAAAAAGUUUUGGGAAUCUGAUGAUUCCAGCAAAGAUGGACCAAAAGGGAUAUUUCUGGGAGAUCAGUGGAGAGACAGUGCUUGGGGAACAUCAGAUCACUCUGUUUCCCAACCAAUUAUGGUUCAGAGAAGACCUGGUCAGGGGUUUCAUGUGAAUAGUGAAGUCAACUCAGUGCUUUCACCACGGUCAGAGAGUGGAGGACUUGGAGUUAGCAUGGUGGAGUAUGUGUUGAGCUCAUCUCCUGGAGAUUCCUGCCUAAGGAAAGGAGGAUUUGGGCCAAGGGAUGCUGAGAAUGAUGAGAAUGACAAAGGGGACAAGAAAAACAAGGGCACAUUUGAUGGUGAUAAAUUAGGAGAUCUGAAGGAGGAGGGGGAUGUGAUGGAUAAAACAAAUGGUUUGCCAGUGCAGAAUGGAAUCGAUGCAGAUGUCAAAGACUUCAGCCGUACCCCUGGUAACUGCCAGAACUCUGCCAGUGAAGUGGAUCUUCUGGGUCCAAACCAGAAUGGUUCAGAGGGCUUAGCCCAGCUGGCGAGUACUAACGGUGCCAAACCAGUGGAGGAUUUCUCCAACAUUGAAUCCCAGAGUGUCCCCCUGGAUCCCAUGGAGCACGUGGGCAUGGAGCCUCUUCAGUUUGAUUAUUCUGGCACUCAGGUACCCGUGGACUCAGCCGCAGCCACCGUGGGGCUCUUUGAUUACAAUUCCCAACAGCAGCUGUUCCAAAGACCCAAUGCACUUGCUGUGCAACAGCUGACAGCAGCCCAGCAGCAGCAGUAUGCCCUGGCAGCUGCCCACCAGCCUCACAUAGGUUUAGCUCCUGCUGCCUUUGUCCCCAACCCAUACAUCAUCAGUGCUGCACCUCCAGGAACGGAUCCCUACGCAGCUGGACUCGCGGCCGCUGCCACGUUAGGCCCAGCAGUGGUUCCUCACCAGUACUAUGGAGUUACUCCCUGGGGAGUUUAUCCUGCCAGCCUCUUCCAGCAGCAAGCGGCCGCCGCUGCCGCUGCAACAAAUUCUGCAAAUCAGCAGACAACUCAGCAAACCCAGCAGGGCCAGCAGCAGGUUCUCCGUGGAGGAGCCAGUCAGCGUCCUUUGACCCCAAACCAGAACCAGCAGGGACAGCAGACUGAUCCACUGGUGGCUGCUGCAGCUGUCAACUCUGCCCUUGCCUUUGGACAAGGGCUGGCAGCAGGGAUGCCAGGUUACCCAGUGCUGGCUCCUGCUGCUUACUAUGACCAAACUGGUGCUCUGGUGGUGAAUGCAGGGGCCAGGAAUGGCCUGGGGGCUCCUGUCCGCCUGGUGGCUCCUGCUCCUGUCAUCAUCAGCUCCUCUGCAGCUCAAGCAGCAGUUGCAGCAGCUGCAGCUUCGGCCAACGGCGCAGCGGGCGGCCUGGCAGGAACCACAAAUGGACCAUUUCGCCCUCUAGGAACUCAGCAGCCCCAACCCCAGCCCCAGCAGCAGCCCACCAACAACCUGGCAUCCAGCUCGUUUUAUGGCAACUCUCUCAGCAGCAAUUCCCAGAGCAGCUCCCUCUUUUCUCAGGGCUCUGCCCAGCCUGCCAACACCUCCCUGGGGUUCGGGAGCAGCAGCUCUCUCGGUGCCACGCUGGGCUCUGCACUGGGAGGAUUUGGGACAGCAGUCGCUAACUCCAACACGGGCAGCGGCUCCCGACGAGACUCCCUUACAGGGAGCAGUGACCUGUACAAGAGGACAUCCAGCAGUUUGACACCUAUAGGACACAGUUUUUAUAAUGGCCUUGGGUUUUCCUCCUCUCCUGGACCUGUGGGAAUGCCUCUGCCCAGCCAAGGACCUGGCCACUCCCAGACUCCACCACCUUCCUUAUCUUCACAUGGAUCGUCUUCAAGUUUAAACCUGGGAGGGCUCACAAAUGGGAGUGGACGGUACAUCUCUGCUGCCCCUGGAGCUGAAGCCAAGUACCGCAGUGCCAGCAGUGCCUCCAGCCUCUUCAGCCCCAGCAGCACCCUCUUCCCCUCCUCCCGCCUGCGCUAUGGGAUGUCGGAUGUGAUGCCCUCGGGCCGCAGCCGCCUGCUGGAGGAUUUCCGUAACAACCGCUACCCCAACCUGCAGCUGCGGGAGAUCGCGGGGCACAUCAUGGAGUUCUCCCAAGAUCAGCACGGAUCCAGGUUUAUUCAGCUGAAACUGGAACGUGCUACCCCAGCAGAACGUCAGCUUGUGUUCAAUGAGAUCCUCCAGGCAGCCUAUCAGUUGAUGGUUGAUGUAUUUGGAAAUUAUGUCAUCCAGAAGUUCUUUGAAUUUGGCAGCCUGGAACAGAAGUUAGCUCUGGCAGAACGUAUCCGUGGCCAUGUUCUGUCCCUGGCUCUGCAGAUGUAUGGCUGUAGGGUGAUCCAGAAGGCCCUUGAGUUUAUUCCCCCAGACCAGCAGGUAAUUAAUGAGAUGGUAAGGGAGUUGGAUGGCCACGUCCUCAAGUGUGUGAAAGACCAGAAUGGGAACCAUGUGGUGCAGAAGUGCAUUGAGUGUGUGCAGCCUCAGUCCCUGCAGUUCAUCAUUGAUGCAUUUAAGGGCCAGGUUUUUGCAUUGUCUACACAUCCCUAUGGCUGUCGUGUGAUCCAGAGGAUCCUUGAACACUGUCUUCCUGAGCAGACCCUUCCCAUCUUGGAGGAACUUCACCAGCACACUGAGCAGCUGGUUCAGGAUCAGUAUGGGAACUAUGUUAUCCAGCAUGUACUAGAACAUGGUCGACCUGAGGAUAAAAGUAAGAUUGUAGCAGAAAUCAGAGGCAACGUGCUGGUGUUGAGUCAACAUAAAUUUGCUAGCAACGUGGUGGAGAAGUGUGUGACCCACGCGUCCCGCACCGAGCGGGCCAUGCUGAUCGAUGAGGUGUGCACUAUGAAUGAUGGCCCUCACAGUGCCUUAUACACCAUGAUGAAGGAUCAGUAUGCCAACUACGUGGUGCAGAAGAUGAUUGAUGUGGCAGAGCCUGCGCAGAGGAAGAUUGUCAUGCACAAGAUCCGGCCUCACAUCGCUACCCUGCGUAAAUACACCUAUGGCAAACACAUCUUGGCCAAGCUGGAGAAGUACUACAUGAAGAAUGGGGUGGACCUUGGGCCCAUCUGUGGCCCCCCAAAUGGUAUCAUUUGAGGCACAUGCUGGGGAGGAGCUCACUGGCCAGCAGCACCCAGAGCCAGCAACCCACAAAAUCCCAGUAUACAGCUCAAAAAGGUUUUGUGGUUGCUGAGCAGCUGAGAAGCAAACAAAAAGACAAAAACAAAACAAAGGAAAAAAAAACAGAAAAGCUUUUGUAAAUUUCUUUAAUUUUAUUAUGCAUAACAUGUACUAAUUAUUUUUUUUAAUUAACUAAUUGCCCUGCUGUUUUACUGGUGUAUAGAAUACUUGUACAUAGGUAUCAAAUGUACAUGGAAGGCCACAUUUUUGUUCACUGUUGUAUCUAUAUUCCAAGUAUGGAAACUUUCAGGGUGGUUGGUUUGAAGAAAACAAACAAACAAAAACAACCCAAAAACCUGUUUUUAAUUCAUCUUGCCUCGCAGGCAACUUCUUUUGCAAAUAAUCUGCUCCUUCUCCUUUUAGCCCAAAAAAUCAGCGAGAAGUUGGGAUUUUAGUUCAAGAGCACAGAGGAGGCACUGAAUGCUGGUUAGAAACCUAAACCCAAAAUUCAACUUGCUAAAGCUUCAGUUUCAAAAAACAACAACAACAAAAAGAGAAGUUUUUGAAACUUUUUAAUUGCUUUUUUAAUUAUUUUUCUUUUUUUUUUUUUUUUAGUCUAACAUGCUAAAGAAGGUGGCUUGGCUGUCCUGUCCUUUUUUGGGGUAGAAAAACGUAUACACCUGGAAAGAUUUUAAAGCAAGGGGGUGGGAGGUGGGUGGACUUGUUUACUGCCUACUCAGUUGGUUUUGUUCACAUGCAGAGACACAAUUUGAUUAUUUAGCAUGAGGAAAAAAAAAAAUCCAACUCGGCUUUGGUCUUGCUUCUAUAAAUAUAUAGUGUAUACUUGGUGUAGACUUUACAUAUAUAAAAAUUUGUAGUAUUUUCUUGUUUUGAUGUCUGAUCUGUAUCUAUAAUGUACCCUAGUAGUGGAACAUACUUCUGACUGUACAAUUGUACAUUUGUAAACCUCUGUAAUGUAAAUGUGGAGAAGUUUGAAUCGACAUAAACCCGUUUUUUGGUAAGAAAAAAAAAAAAAGAAUUAGCAAAACCUGUGCAUUUCAGUGUAUAUUCACACCUUUUAUGGUCGUAGCAUAUAGUGUUGUAUAUUGUAAAUUGUAAUUUCAACCAGAAGUAAAUUUUUUCUUUUGAAGGAAAUGUUCUCUUUAUACAGCCUAGUUAAUGUUUAAACAAAAUAAAAAUAAUUGCUUGGUUUUAUUUGUCACCUAGUUGAACAGUAGCAAUCCUUUCUAAAUGUUAUACAAAGAUGAUUCAGUUCAAAAUAGUGUUUUUUUGAAUCUUAAAAAGUAAUGUUUUGCUUAUUUUGUGACAGUAAGAAACAAAAAGUGCAAAAGUACAGAACUCCCCUAGUUUUCCUUACAAUCAGAGUCCCUUUUCACCUUGUAAAGUGUGAAUCACCUCCCCUUUUUGUACAGAAGAUGAACUGUAUUUUGCAUUUUGUCUACUUGUAAGUGAAUGUAACAUACUGUCAAUUUUCCUUGUUUGAAUAUAGAAUUGUAACACUACACGGUGUACAUUUACAGAGCCUUGUGUAUAUUUCCAAUGAACUUUUUUGCAAGCACACUUGUAACCAUAUGUGUAUAAUUAACAAACCUGUGUAUGCUUAUGCCUGGGCGACUAUUUUUUGUAACUCUUGUGUAGAUUGUCUCUAAACAACGUGUGAUCUUUAUUUUGAAAAAUACAGAACUUUGGAAUCUGC
This is a messenger RNA of Calypte anna (Anna's hummingbird), 5431 nucleotides long. It is a transcript of the gene PUM1, whose product is annotated as pumilio RNA binding family member 1. Gene Ontology annotation, biological process: regulation of mRNA stability; miRNA processing. The record is from RefSeq and is a predicted model, not a curated record. Gene Ontology annotation, cellular component: cytoplasm; cytosol. The transcript is spliced from 22 exons. Lineage: Eukaryota; Metazoa; Chordata; Aves; Apodiformes; Trochilidae. The coding region runs from base 127 to 3690 and encodes 1187 amino acids. Gene Ontology annotation, molecular function: mRNA 3'-UTR binding.